Molecule: messenger RNA, 2428 nt
Organism: Pipra filicauda (Wire-tailed manakin)
Lineage: Eukaryota; Metazoa; Chordata; Aves; Passeriformes; Pipridae
Gene: AKAP8L
Product: A-kinase anchoring protein 8 like
Exons: 11
Coding region: 17-1858 (613 amino acids)
Cellular component (GO): nucleus; nuclear matrix
Molecular function (GO): DNA binding; protein kinase A regulatory subunit binding
Source: RefSeq, a predicted model, not a curated record
CGGGGCGGCGCGACCAAUGGGAGCGCGGGGGCGGGGCCCGCGCGACGCCGUUACCGCCCGGGAAGGAGGAGGCGGCGCCGCCAUCAUGAGCUACGGUUAUGGAGACUGGAAUUCGGGCACGAGCAGAGGUUACGAGGGCUACAAUUAUGGCUACGGCUACGGGCAGGACAGCUCGGGGGGGUACGGCUACGGCGUGGCCGCCGGCAAUUCCUGGGAAAUGGGCAACUCCGACGCCGACGCGGCGCCCGAGAGCGGCGACGGCCUCGGCAAGAUGAGCCAGCGGCUGGACGUGGGAUCCCACCCGGAUUCCGAGGGGAUGCCGGGGGGACGCUACGGAGCCGUCGGGGACAGGUACGACCCGUACGAGUCCUACGACUCGAGGUCCUCCCUGAACGACCGCGACCUGUAUCGGCCGGGCUACGACUACAACGACUACAACGACUACAACGAUUACAACGAUUACAACGAUUACAACGAUUACAAUGAUUACAACGAUUACAAUGAUUACAACGAUUACAACGAUUACAAUGAUUAUAACGACUACAACGACUACAACGACUACAACGACUACCACGACUACACGGAGUCGGAGCAGGACAACGACGGCGCCUACGAGGGCCCCUACGAGCCCUUCCCCGGGGCCCGGCGGGAGCAGUUCCCGGGCCGGGCGCGGGACGGCUUCGGGCAGCGCGGGCAGGGCUGGGGCCGGGACGGGCGGCCCUCGGGGCCCUUCCCCGGGCGCGGGGCCUGGCACGAGCCCCGCGGGCCCCCCGGCGCCAAACGCCUGCCCUCCCUCUUCUCCCACAACAUCCUGCCCCCCGAGCCCGGCGCCUUCCCCGCCAACGCCAGGGGCUUCCCCGGCAACGCGCGCUACGGAGGAGGGAUGGUCAGGCAGAGGGUGAAGAGGAACUGGAAAAUGUGGGAUUGGGAUUUUAAGCUGCAGAGGAAGAAGCUCCGGCGGGAUCCGGGGGCCAGGAAGCGGAAGCAGCCGAGCAGCUCCGAGGAGCCCGACGGAAAAGCCGCCAAGACCGACGGAUCCGACAAUUCCGACUCGGACAACGAGGAGGGCACGGAAGGAGAGUCGGGAGACAAAGAGGAGAAGGAGGGAUCCAGAGGGGUAAGGAAAGAUUCCAGAUGGCUUUUGUGGGAUCCAGAGGGAGGGGAAGGGGAGGACGAAGAAGGAAGAGACUCCGAGAGAGAGGUGGGCAUGGAGCACUUCCUGAAGAAGGUGGAGGCCGCCCACUGCGCCGCCUGCGACCUGUUCCUGCCCAUGCAGUUCGGAACCAUCCAGAAACACCUGAAAUCCCUGGAUCACAACCACAACCGCAGGGCCAUGCUGGAGCAAUCCAAGAAAUCCUCGCUGGUGGUGGCCCGGAGCAUCCUCAACAACAAACUCAUCAGCAAGAAGCUGGAGCGGUACCUCAAGGGCGAGAAUCCCUUCACGGAUGAUCCGGAGGAGAAGGAGGAGCACGAGGAAGGGGAAGGAGGAGCCGGGAACGCCGAGGAAGGAGCGGAGGGAGGAGCGGAGGAGGAGAACAAGGACGAGGAGGAGAACCCGGAGGAGGAGGAGAACCCGGAGGAGGAAAACCCUGAGGAGCGGAACGGGGAGGAGGAAAACAAGGAUCCGGAGGAGAAUCCCGAAAAAGAGGGGGAGGGAGAGGAGAAUCCCAAAACAGAGGGGACAGAGACAGAGCGGGAGCGCCGGGCACAGACAGAGCCGGAGCAGAACUCCCCGAAUCCAGAGGAUCCAGAGGGAGCUCUCCCGGGGCAAGGGGAGCAGCAGCCGGAGCAGCAGCAGCAGGAGGAGGAGGAAGAGGAGGAGGAGGGAAGCGAGGAAGGCCCCGAGGCCGUGGAAUGAACCCACCCCGGGGGAAGGACCCGACGUGUGUGUUGGAUGUUCCGGAUCCCGCCGUGUCCGUGAAUGUUUUCCGUUCUCGUCCCGCCGAUCCCGCGUAGCCGGGGGAGCCUCUUCCCUGGAAAGUGAUUGUUUUGUUUUGUUCUGUUUUUGGGGGUUUUUUUGGGAAACUAGAGGAUUUUUUUUACGGAUUCUCCACGUUUAGUCGCUAGUUUCGUGCGGUCCCUGUUUCUUAGGUGGCUUUGUAGGAGAUUUUUUCCUUUGGAGCAUGUGUGGAAGCCGGAGCUGCUCCGGAGCCUCUUCCCCCGGGAACGGGAGCGUGUCCGUGUGGAACAGAGCCGUGCCCUCGGCCUGGCUGGCUGGGAACGGCAGCACUUCGGUUCCAGGGGGUUUCCUCGAGGUCCUCCGUGACUUCCUGUGACUGUAACGGCCCCAUUCCCGAUGUUUUCCCGGCCCUUUUCCCGCGGAGCGAAGCGUUCAGUGGUGUUGACGUCGUGUUGUUUGUAAAACGGUUUCAUUUUCCAGGUCGAUGUGUCGGUGGGUGGAGAUAAAAAAGGACUUAUCCUGAGUUUA